Rhodofomes roseus is the source of this 865-nucleotide messenger RNA. RefSeq lists its product as uncharacterized. The transcript has 5 exons. NCBI's taxonomy places the organism in Eukaryota, Fungi, Basidiomycota, Agaricomycetes, Polyporales, Fomitopsidaceae. The record is from RefSeq and is a predicted model, not a curated record. The coding region runs from base 263 to 733 and encodes 156 amino acids.
CGCAGCUUGCGCAAAUUCUGGUGGUGAGCCGAGCAGGAACAACUCGGCCUGCGUCUGAUGCUCUGCGUUUUGCUGAUGAGACCUGCCAUAGACGUAUCGCAUCUAUGUCUGGGCGACAUACGCACUCAGCCUCGCUAUCGCAAAGUAUGGAGAACGCUUCGAUAACGAGAUCAUCAAGUUGUGCGCCGACGGGUCCCUCACCGUCGAACAACGGCGCCGCAAAAUCGACGAGUUCAUCAGGGCCGCGGAUGCAAUCCACACGAUGGCAAAAGAAAUCAUGACCGACCUGGACAAUCUCCAGGACGAGCUCAACACCUUCAUCGCCUCCUUUCGAGCUUGGAUUGAUGGUGUCCAGAGCUUGGGGGACGUAGUGUCCGAGCUCAACAAGAGUUUAGAUCAACUGGAGAGUGACAUAACGAGCACACGCAAUGCUGCUGCCGCGAACAUCGUUGGCAGCUCUGCUUCCAUGGUUAACCUGUCUGUGCAUGCCGAAAACGAGCUCAAAAACAUGACUUCGGUAGACGCCAUCAACUCCCUCGGACAGCUCUGGCAAGCAGUGAGCAAUGAUGCGCUCGAGAUCGAACUCUGGCUCAAGGAUGGUGCGAAGGACGCGGACAUACCCGAGUACAUGAAGCUUUCCCUUGAUCACGCCGUUGCUGUAUACGCCGACAUGGCUGUGGCACUGCGUGCGUAUGCGACCAUUCUCACGGAAAAGGAUAUCCCUCGUCCGUAGACUGUAGAAUCGUGUGGCGAAGGUAGACAUGAGAACGAGAGAUGACAGCCUGAGUACACUGUAUAGUACGAUACGGUUGUACAAACAUAAGAUGGCUGAGUUCCGACCAAGGGAUUACUACCCGAAAACCCA